CAUCUAAGCUCAAUCAGACAGUUGAUAGAAAGAAAUAGCAUUCCCCAGACGAAAUGCGCGAAGGGUUGGAACUUAUUUCUUUGGCACAUUACUUCGUAUUUAGAAAACGCUUCUAGUGCCGCCGUAUAUAAUUGUUAAUUGUAUUCAAUCACGCCUACCGCCCAUAGCUAGGUGUAUUUCAGUAUUUCCCACCCUCCAAUUCUCCGUCAAUCCACCAAUUCAUGGCGGGGAAAAGAACCAAGGUUCCCGAUGCCUGGGACGAUGAUGAUUGGGAAGUCAAAGCCGACCAAGCAGCGUCAGCGAGUGGCCCAGGGUCGGAAGCCGAGGCAGAAGCCGAGUCAGUGGCCUCAAUGACCAGAGCGGAGCGUCUGGCGCAACAUGCCGAAUCUAACAAGAGGCUCUGGCAAUCAGCGGAAGCGCCUCCGGAACCUUUUCACUUUCUAGCCGCGCGCUCAGAACCCCCUUUAACAACCGAGUUCAAGCCUGCUGUGAAGGUCCUCAGUCGCAAGCCGGCCCCCAAGAUGAUCACGAAACGGGAUCCCCUGACCGGCGCGCUCUCCCAGCUCAAAGUGGAUGACGAAGAGUCCGAUGAUGAGAAGACCAAGGUGCAGCUGAGUCCUGAAGAGAUCCGUGCAAAGCAGCAGCGCGAGCGCGAAGAGAAGCAGCGUCGGUAUGAAGAGGUCAGGGCUAAGAUCUUUGGCACCACAGCCGCCACGUCUAGUUCAGGGAACGGGUCGAAUCCCUCGUCAGGAACGUCUACGCCAGGCAAUGCCACACCGCCGAGAUCAUCGGCUGAUGGGCGUGGUCCAAGAGGUCGUGGAAGAGGACGUGGAGGUGGUGGCGGACACCGGUACAACGACAGUCGAGGCGAUAGUAGUAGCAGCCAGCGACCAGGAAGCCAAUCAGGACACAAUGGACGAGAACUAUACGAUCCCAACUAUUCACCGAAGCCAAGUUCCCCGUUUGAGAGAAGGGGCGGUGGCACACCUGUCCCCAGCCGACCUACACAACGAGAAGAAGAUCAAAUCAUCCGAUCACCAAGAGGACCGGAUGGGAAUAGCAGAGGCUUUGCCAAACGGGGCGCGAAAGCUGGUUGAAAAUUCUUCAUUCGAGGUCU
Molecule: messenger RNA, 1117 nt
Organism: Xylaria bambusicola
Lineage: Eukaryota; Fungi; Ascomycota; Sordariomycetes; Xylariales; Xylariaceae
Exons: 2
Coding region: 222-1097 (291 amino acids)
Source: RefSeq, a predicted model, not a curated record